AUGUCAGUCAUCACGAACAACUGCCGCAAUACCCUUUGGGAGGGCGCCAGAAGAGGCCGCACUGUCGCAGCUUCUUCUAGACUUUGGUACUACCUCUUCACCAAUGAAUUCUUCCAUGGCGACCAGUACGUCAUCUCUCCAGAGCCGAAGCCGGACAAGGUCGUCACGGUUGCUCCAGAGAGGUUCCAAGGACAAAUCACGUAUACGUCCAUUACAAACGGCAUUUUUCAUCUAUUCAUCGUCCAAUAUCGAAAAUAUAAUAUUAGCCCGGACAUGAUAAGGCUGCUGGAAACUCAAGCUUUUGAAGCAACAUCCGAUCUGCUUGUGGAAAAGGGGUGUAGAAGAGUACACGCAGCAACAAUCAUCGGGACGAAAAUUCGCUGUUGGCACCUUGAACCGGGAGAUAGUUUCUUAUCCCCAGAUUUCGGUGAGGAAGGUGCGCGAGGUGACAUCAAGGACUAUGUCGAAGUCAAUUCAUCAUUUGCGCCGCUAGCCAAAGUCUCCUUUGAAAUAAUGAAGCAAGAGCCGCCUGGCCCGUAUCCAUCAUUCGCCGUGCCGCCAGCUAAUGCUCCGGAGAACAUCCCUCCGCCAGCCAAUGUACAGCAAACAGUGAUGCAGCCGUGGUCUCCAUCACCGCCACCAACUACCCUUAUAUACCUACAACAGCAACUGUUCAUAGCGGCGCCAAAUCCGACGGAUACGGUUUUUAAUCAGGAUCGCUGGUAUUUUGAUGAGGCCUCGGGAAGUUAUCUAAACCACGCUGCUACGAGAAGUCCCGCUUUGGCAGCCAUUGUUGGGGAGGAGGAGAACGUUUUCUUUCAAGAGUUUCUACCGGAGUAG
Messenger RNA from Xylona heveae TC161, 840 nucleotides. RefSeq lists its product as hypothetical. The coding region runs from base 1 to 840 and encodes 279 amino acids. The transcript is spliced from 3 exons. The record is from RefSeq and is a predicted model, not a curated record. NCBI's taxonomy places the organism in Eukaryota, Fungi, Ascomycota, Xylonomycetes, Xylonales, Xylonaceae.